AAAAAAUCUCCAAAAGUGUCCAAACAAAGUGAAACCAACGUUCCAAUCAAAGCAAAAGCAUGACAGAUACUCCAUAAGCAUAACCCACUUCCUCAGCUCCUUCCCUUCUUCUGACCCUUCUUGCUCUUUGCUCUGUCGAAGUCAGAAGCUUAUCGUCCAUGGUGAACAACGAAGAAGAAGCAAAACAACAACAGCUACCGGAGGUUUUACAGCUCCGGCCUGUCCGGGCAAUAGCCAUUACGGAAGAUCGAUUCACGAAGAAGUUCAGAUUUCUCAAGGCCUGGGAGUCUUCAAUGCCCACGGAGCUUUUCUUGACCACUCACGGUCAGUCGGUGAGAGCUAUCCUCUGUUCUGGCAUAACCCCUGUUCCUGCCAACAUCCUUCGAUGCCUUCCUUCACUCGGAUGCAUCGUCACCACCAGUGCCGGUCUCAACCACAUUGAUUUGGGCGAAUGCCGGAGGAGGGGAAUUGCUAUAGCCAAUGCUGGAGACUGUUUCUCCGAAGACGUUGCUGAUUACGCUAUUGGACUAUUGCUCGAUGUCCUGAGACGGAUCUCUGCUGCCAACCGCUAUGUUCGCCAGGGACUUUGGCCUACCAAGGGGGACUAUCCUCUUGGCUCCAGGUUGAGAGGAAAGAGCUUGGGGAUUGUUGGGCUGGGACGUAUAGGCUCUGAAGUUGCAAAAAGGCUUGUGGCCUUUGGCUGCAGUAUCUCUUACAACUCAAGGAAGAAGAAGCCAUCUGUUGCAUUUCCAUACUGUUCGGAUGUCCUUGACCUUGCAGCUAAUAGUGAUGUUCUCAUUAUUUGUUGUGCAUUGAACAAGGAAACAUACCACAUCAUUAACAAGGAUGUAUUAUUGGCACUGGGAGAGAAAGGAGUUAUUGUUAAUGUGGGACGUGGAGCUCUCAUUGAUGAAAAGGAAUUGGUUCAGUGUUUGGUGAAAGGUGAAAUUGGAGGUGCUGGUCUGGAUGUGUUUGAGAAUGAGCCUCAUCUUCCCAAAGAGCUUCGUGACUUGGAUAAUGUUGUAUUAUCUCCACAUAAAGCUGUCUUUACAGAAGAAUCCGAUUCGUCAUUGCAGGAUUUGCUGAUAGCCAACUUGGAGGCAUUCUUCUCAAAUAAACCAUUGCUUUCUGAGGUGAAGGAUGAAUGAGAAGAUCAUCUAUUCCAUGACAGAAACCAACAUGAAAUUUGAUCACCAUGGGAAACAGGUACCAAAGAUAAAUGUCUCUGUUGGCCGGCAUUAUCUAUCAUCUCUUGUGGAUGAUUCAUUCGGCGCAUGCGUAAUUCCAUUUUUGGAGAUGCACAACCAUGAAGUUCUACAAUAACUCCUAUUAUGUCUAGGAUUCCUUGGGUAGUAUAUAUGGUUUGUUUAUCAGAGGGAAAGACCCUAGUUGGAAUUUUUCCCUGCUCAUGUUUUGCACUUUCUUUUUGGAAGGCAUGAAAAAGCAACUAAAAGUUAUGUUUAUACAUUGAGAUUUUAUUUUAGGGAAAAA
Molecule: messenger RNA, 1491 nt
Organism: Macadamia integrifolia
Lineage: Eukaryota; Viridiplantae; Streptophyta; Magnoliopsida; Proteales; Proteaceae
Product: glyoxylate/hydroxypyruvate reductase HPR3-like
Exons: 2
Coding region: 159-1148 (329 amino acids)
Cellular component (GO): cytosol
Molecular function (GO): hydroxypyruvate reductase [NAD(P)H] activity; glyoxylate reductase (NADPH) activity; NAD binding
Source: RefSeq, a predicted model, not a curated record